CUGUAGUGCAUGCCCGCUGCUACUCUCAUGGGUCGCAAGAAUCAGAUGAAGAAUUUGAUGCUCGCUGGGUGACAUAUUUCAACAAGCCAGAUAUUGAUGCCUGGGAGCUCAGGAAAGGCAUAAACACCCUUGUGGGUUAUGACCUGGUUCCGGAACCAAAAAUCAUCGAUGCAGCUCUGAGGGCGUGCAGACGGUUAAAUGACUUUGCCAGUGCCGUCCGCAUCUUAGAAGUCGUAAAGGACAAGGCAGGACCUCACAAGGAAAUCUAUCCUUACGUUAUCCAGGAACUUAGACCAACUUUGAGUGAACUGGGCAUCUCCACUCCAGAGGAACUGGGCCUGGACAAAGCGUAAACCUUAUCGGU
Apaloderma vittatum (bar-tailed trogon) is the source of this 364-nucleotide messenger RNA. Its product is annotated as cytochrome c oxidase subunit 5A, mitochondrial. The annotation marks the transcript as partial. Gene Ontology annotation, biological process: mitochondrial electron transport, cytochrome c to oxygen. The record is from RefSeq and is a predicted model, not a curated record. Lineage: Eukaryota; Metazoa; Chordata; Aves; Trogoniformes; Trogonidae. The transcript is spliced from 3 exons. Gene Ontology annotation, cellular component: mitochondrial inner membrane.